UCCCCGCCCCUUCCCAUCAUCCCCGGGCGCUCCCAGCGUCUCGCUGUGUGUUUUAAGUUCCAGCUCAGGCCGCGGGGGUGUAGUUUGUGGCUGGGGCUCCGUUCCGUUGGUGACGCGGGCCCAGCGGGAGCGGCGCGCGCCGACCGCCCAUUCCCGGCUGUCCCACUUUCUCUUCGUCUCCUUGGCCCUCUCGUUAAGAGCCCCGCGUCUCCCUCUCAUCGUCCGCGCCAUCCUCGUCGCGCGCCCGAAGCAGGAGGCGGGCCCAGGUCUCCCGGAAAACUCGCCCGCGGGAACGCGAGGCUAACGGCCGCGACCGCUCCCAGGCCCCCUCAGACCGCGCCAUGGGUGACAGCGAUGACGAGUAUGACCGAAGGCGCAGGGACAAGUUCAGAAGAGAGCGCAGCGACUAUGACCGUUCCCGGGAAAGAGAUGAAAGACGUCGAGGGGACGAUUGGAAUGACCGAGAGUGGGACCGUGGCCGGGAGCGGCGCAGUCGGGGUGAAUAUCGGGAUUAUGACCGCAACCGGCGAGAGCGCUUCUCUCCUCCCCGCCACGAGCUCAGCCCCCCGCAGAAGCGCAUGAGGCGAGACUGGGAUGAGCACAGCUCUGACCCAUACCACAGUGGCUAUGAGAUGCCCUAUGCUGGGGGGGGUGGGGGCCCUACCUACGGCCCCCCUCAGCCCUGGGGCCACCCAGACGUCCACAUCAUGCAGCACCAUGUUCUGCCUAUCCAGGCCAGGCUGGGCAGCAUCGCAGAGAUUGACCUGGGUGUGCCACCACCGGUGAUGAAGACCUUCAAGGAGUUUCUCCUGUCAUUGGAUGACUCUGUGGAUGAGACGGAGGCUGUGAAGCGUUACAAUGACUAUAAGUUGGAUUUCCGAAGGCAGCAGAUGCAGGAUUUCUUUUUGGCUCAUAAAGAUGAGGAGUGGUUUCGGUCUAAGUACCACCCAGAUGAGGUGGGGAAGCGUCGGCAGGAGGCCCGGGGGGCCCUGCAGAACCGACUGAGGGUGUUCCUGUCCCUCAUGGAGAGUGGCUGGUUUGAUAGUCUUCUCCUGGACAUAGACAAAGCUGAUGCCAUUGUCAAGAUGCUGGAUGCAGCGGUGAUUAAGAUGGAAGGAGGGACAGAGAAUGAUCUGCGCAUCCUGGAGCAGGAGGAGGAGGAGGAGCAGGCAGGAAAGCCUGGGGAGCCCAGCAAGAAAGAAGAAGGUCGGGCCGGACCGGGCCUGGGGGACGGAGAGCGCAAGGCCAGUGAGAAGGAUGACAAGAAAGAAGACGGCAAACAGGCUGAGAACGACAGCUCCAACGAUGACAAAACUAAGAAAUCUGAGGGUGAUGGGGACAAGGAAGAGAAGAAAGACGACUCUGAGAAAGAUGCCAAAAAGAGUAGCAAGAAGCGGAACAGGAAGCACAGUGGUGACGACAGCUUUGACGAAGGCAGUGUGUCCGAGUCGGAGUCGGAGUCGGAGAGUGGCCAAGCUGAGGAAGAGAAGGAGGAGGCUGAAGAGGCACUCAAGGAGAAGGAGAAGCCCAAAGAAGAAGAAAGGGAGAAGCCUAAGGACACUCCUGGGUUGGAAUGUAAACCUCGGCCCCUCCAUAAGACUUGCUCCCUCUUCAUGCGCAACAUUGCACCCAACAUCUCGCGGGCAGAGAUCAUUUCUCUUUGUAAAAGAUACCCAGGCUUUAUGCGUGUGGCGCUGUCAGAGCCCCAGCCGGAGAGGAGGUUUUUCCGUCGUGGCUGGGUGACCUUUGACCGCAGCGUUAACAUCAAAGAGAUCUGUUGGAACCUGCAGAAUAUCCGACUCCGGGAGUGUGAGCUGAGCCCUGGUGUGAACAGAGACCUGACUCGCCGAGUCCGCAACAUCAACGGCAUUACCCAGCACAAGCAGAUAGUGCGCAACGACAUCAAGCUGGCCGCCAAGCUGAUACAUACGCUGGAUGACAGGACCCAGCUCUGGGCCUCGGAGCCUGGGACACCUCCUCUGCCAACAAGUCUGCCCUCCCAGAACCCAAUCUUGAAGAACAUCACUGACUAUCUGAUUGAGGAAGUGAGUGCGGAGGAGGAGGAGCUGCUGGGGAGCAGUGGGGGGGCUCCCCCUGAGGAGCCCCCUAAGGAAGGGAACCCGGCAGAGAUCAACGUGGAGCGGGAUGAAAAACUGAUCAAGGUUUUGGACAAACUCCUUCUCUAUUUGCGCAUUGUGCAUUCCCUGGAUUAUUACAACACUUGCGAGUACCCCAAUGAGGAUGAGAUGCCCAACCGCUGUGGCAUCAUCCAUGUUCGGGGGCCCAUGCCUCCCAACCGCAUCAGUCACGGAGAAGUGCUAGAGUGGCAGAAGACAUUUGAGGAGAAGCUGACUCCGCUGCUGAGUGUGCGGGAAUCUCUUUCUGAGGAAGAGGCUCAGAAGAUGGGGCGCAAAGACCCCGAGCAGGAAGUGGAGAAGUUUGUCACCUCUAACACCCAGGAACUGGGCAAGGAUAAGUGGCUAUGCCCUCUCAGUGGCAAGAAAUUCAAGGGCCCUGAGUUUGUACGCAAACAUAUCUUCAACAAGCAUGCAGAGAAGAUUGAGGAAGUGAAGAAGGAGGUUGCAUUUUUUAACAACUUUCUCACUGAUGCCAAGCGCCCGGCUCUGCCGGAGAUCAAGCCGGCUCAGCCACCUGGCCCUGCCCAGAUACUCCCCCCAGGCCUGACGCCGGGACUCCCCUACCCACACCAGACUCCCCAGGGCCUGAUGCCCUAUGGUCAGCCCCGGCCCCCCAUCUUGGGCUAUGGAGCUGGUGCUGUCCGCCCUGCGGUCCCCACGGGAGGGCCUCCAUACCCUCACGCCCCCUAUGGUGCUGGCCGAGGGAACUAUGAUGCCUUCCGAGGCCAAGGAGGUUAUCCCGGAAAGCCUCGGAACAGGAUGGUCCGAGGAGACCCACGGGCCAUUGUGGAAUACCGUGACCUGGACGCUCCAGAUGAUGUGGACUUCUUCUGAGCCCUCUACUGCUCACUCCUGGCCUCGUCUAGAAUUGUGAAUGCCUGGUCCUAUCCAGCUGAUAAUUUUUUUUGUACGUUCAGCCCUACUGCCAAUAAAAGCACUUCCAUAGUGA
This is a messenger RNA of Mustela erminea (ermine), 3087 nucleotides long. RefSeq names its product serrate, RNA effector molecule (gene SRRT). NCBI's taxonomy places the organism in Eukaryota, Metazoa, Chordata, Mammalia, Carnivora, Mustelidae. Bases 342 to 2972 code for a protein of 876 amino acids. The record is from RefSeq and is a predicted model, not a curated record. Gene Ontology annotation, biological process: primary miRNA processing; mRNA processing. The transcript has 20 exons. Gene Ontology annotation, molecular function: nucleic acid binding. Gene Ontology annotation, cellular component: nuclear body.